Molecule: messenger RNA, 1005 nt
Organism: Daucus carota subsp. sativus
Lineage: Eukaryota; Viridiplantae; Streptophyta; Magnoliopsida; Apiales; Apiaceae
Product: expansin-like B1
Exons: 5
Coding region: 56-826 (256 amino acids)
Cellular component (GO): extracellular region
Source: RefSeq, a predicted model, not a curated record
UACAUUAGGCAGCAGAUAUCAGUAAGCAUAAUUCAUUCCUUUCUGUUAUCUUAGAAUGGCUCCUUCUCUGCAACUGAUACUAAUCUUAACACUAUCUUCUCAUCUUAUGGUCUACGAGGGGAAUGCUGCAACAUGUAGCAACUGUUUCCUGCAUUCUCAAGCAGUCUACUACCCUAACUCUGAUCAACAUGGAACAGCAACUGGAGCGUGUGGGUUUGGUAAAUUCGGAGCAAAGAUCAAUAACGGAUAUGUAUCUGCUGCAUCUAGUCUCUUUCGAGGAGGCAUUGGUUGUGGUGCUUGCUAUCAGGUGAGGUGCACCAAUGGUAACUAUUGUUCAGACAAAGGAGUGAAUGUGGUGAUAACUGACCAGGGAUCGGGUCCAGGAGAGUUCAUUCUGAGCAGGAAAGCAUUUGGUAGAAUGGGCGAAACAGGACACGAUGCUAAAGCCCUAUUAGCCCUUGGUGUUGUUGAUAUUGAAUAUAAACGGAUUCCAUGCAGCUAUCCAAACAAAAAUAUCAUCGUCAAGAUUGAUGAACACAGUGACUAUCCUUAUUACUUGGCUUUUAUGUUAUGGAAUCAACAAGGCAUGAAGGAUAUUACUGCAGUCCAGUUAUGUGAGCCAAAAAGAUUUGUGUGCAAGCUAUUGAGUCGAAGCUAUGGAGCAGUGUGGGCAACUACCUCGCCACCCACCGGGGCCUUGGCGAUAAGAAUGCUACUCAGUGAUGAUAGUGGAGACGAAAAAUGGGUAGCUGCAGCUAAUAACUUGCCGAAACACUGGAAGGCUGGAGGAACAUAUGACACAGGAGUACAAGUUAAUGACCAGUAAAAUUUGAUUUUAUUAUAUGAUUUAGUGGUUUUGGGCUUUUGGUUUGUCAGUUAAAUGUGGUGUUUGCACUCCUAUUGUUGAAAGAUCUACUCUUGUUAAGUUCCUUGUGAAUCUGACAAGAAACUGAUCACAUAUCUGUACCUAUUUAUUGAAUUAUUUGGAACUUCAAAGGAGUGUUU